This is a messenger RNA of Rotaria sp. Silwood1, 393 nucleotides long. NCBI's taxonomy places the organism in Eukaryota, Metazoa, Rotifera, Eurotatoria, Philodinida, Philodinidae. The record is from the annotation of a GenBank genome assembly.
AUGCGAUACUGGGCAUCCAAAGAGAGUCGCUCCGGAUUAGGUUCGACGCUGGAAGGUGCUUUCGAUUGGAUUCGUCAUUUGCGCUCAUUAUUUCAUCAUUUGCCCAUUCGAUCAGUUGCCGACAUACCUUGUGGUGAUACUUAUUGGCAAUUUAGUCUCCGAGAAAUAAAUACCAUUGAACAGGUCUAUUUCGGUGGAGAUAUUUCUCGAAAAGUCAUCGAACUAAACCGACGAUUAUACCAAUCAUCACAUCGUAAUAAAAUAUUUCAACGUUGGGAUAUUGUUGGUUGUCCAAUACCUACAUUUACUAUCAUAAAUGAAACACAUCAAGUCAAAGGUAACGAUGAAUUUUAUAGAAAAAAAUUGCCGUCUUAUUUAGACUAUUUGGCAUAG